This is a messenger RNA of Penicillium paradoxum, 540 nucleotides long. RefSeq lists its product as uncharacterized. The record is from RefSeq and is a predicted model, not a curated record. NCBI's taxonomy places the organism in Eukaryota, Fungi, Ascomycota, Eurotiomycetes, Eurotiales, Aspergillaceae. The coding region runs from base 1 to 540 and encodes 179 amino acids. The transcript is spliced from 2 exons.
AUGUCUGAAGGAAAUAACAACGCUUCCACGGGCCAGUCUUACCUUGACCAGGCCACCGGUCUUGCUCAGCGUGCCAUGGGCACUGUGACAGGCGACUCUUCCACCCAGAUGAAGGGUGAAGCCAAGCAAGAAGAAGGCCAAGCCAAGAAAGAAGCCUCCCACACAACCGCCAAGUUGGGUCCCUUCUCUGCCGACCCAAACACCGGCGCCGUUGCCAGAGACGAUCCUAAGCGCGACACCGGAUCGUGGGAUCAAACCGUCGGGUCAGCUAAGGAGUCCAUUGGCAAUCUAAUUGGCAAUGAGUCCCUUCGCCGCACCGGAGCCGAACAAAAUGCUGCGGGCAAGGAACAGGAAGCCAAGGGCCAGCUCAAGGACUGGGGUGAGGGCAUUCAGAACCGCGCCCACGGUGCUCUUGGAUCUGUUGGUGCCGCGGUCACUGGUGACCGCGUUGAGGAAGAGAAGUACCGUGAUAUGCACGACGAGGGAAAGGUCCGUCAGCGCGGUGCUGAGGCCGAUAUGGCCAAGAAGGGCGGUGUCUGA